GUUGGUAGUAGAUGGUAACUUGCCUGCAAUUAUGGGACUUGCGAAGAAAAUCCUCUCUCUCUGUAAUCGCAGGGAUAGAAAAGGGACCAAAAAAAUGAUCGAUUUUUUUACAAAAACAAACUAAUGAAGACAAGAAUGACAUGUAAGAGCUGUAAGAAAUCGAUGAAACUACAAAAGACGCAUACACGGGAUGGAUAUCAAUGGGUAUGCCGCAGAAGAUCACAUUCUAGGAAAUUUACAAAGAACUGCAGAGCUGGAUCAAUAUUCGAAAACAGCAGGACCAGCUUACAAAGCUGGAUGACUUUUAUUUACCGAUAUUGUCAAGGACUGAGACUACGGCAGGUGGAUAUGAUCCAGGACGGCAUAGCUGGAAGCUCAGCAACACUGAGCAAAAUGACAAGAAAGCUAAGAAUGGUCUGCAGAAAAGCUUUGAGAAAGCACAAAAGAGAGACAGGACAGGUUGUGGGGGGAAGGACAGAGUUUGUCGUCAUAGAUGAAAGCAACUUCCGUCACAAAAGAAAGUAUGGGCGAGGAAGAGCUGGCGAAACUUGGAGGAGAAAAAAGUGGGUCUUUGGUAUCUUGGCCAUUAAGGGAGACAGAAGACGACCAAUUUUGCGGCUUGUUGAACAGCGCUCAAGAGAUCACCUGAUUCCAAUUAUAGCAAGACAUGUUCGCCAGGGAUCAACCAUUUUGAGUGAUGAAUGGAGACCCUACAGGAGAGCUCUGACCACACAUGGCUACACACACUACACUGUAAAUCAUAGCAGGUGGUUUGUGGACCCAAUUCAUGGAGGCCACACCCAGAAUAUAGAAAGAGCAUGGUCAACAUAUAAAAGCCAGGUUUGGAGGUUGAGAGGCAACAGGACAGAAAAGCUGUUAAAGGAACACUUGACCUGCAUUGAGUGGACAUACUGGCUUGGACACAAUCACAGUGAUGGUCCUCUAGGACGUUUGCUAAAAGAUAUUAGACAACAAUACAGAGUUUAAUAUCUUGGAGAAUGCUCUAAAAUAAAUUGAUUGUACCUGUGUGUGGCUGAGCCUUUGUGUGUUUGGUGUGUAUGUGCAUGUCUUUGUUGGAGAUAAUACUGUGGCUCAGUUUCUCAUCUGUUUCACAACUGUGGCAAAUAUAAUUUUAGGUUUAAUUCAGACAUAUAUUACACAGUGCUUUAUUCUUGCACACUCAGUUGUGCAUUAUUUGCACACAUAAUGUGCAUACAUAAUGCAUAAUUUUCUUUUAUGAUGAUCAUAUGGAAAUGUUUCAGUGCUUGUAAUUAAAACCGUGUUAGACUCAAUCACUGCAGUUGUUUUAUGUUGCACAGUUCCUGUGGGGUGACACGUUAGUAAAGGGUUAACUUGUUUUUCACUUUAAAAUAAUGGUCCAGAUCACUAGUAGUUCCUGCGGGGUGACGAGGUAACGCUUGAGUAAUUACUAAUUAGUGAGGUGUUGACAUGGAUUUCACAAGUAAUAUAAGUUUAAAUUUAAUUUUAUAUCUGAAACAUACCGUACAGCCAUACCUUUCUGUGAGCCACUAAUGAUAUUCUAACAAAUACUGUAAUCUGGAAGAUGAGGUUUUGUGCUUAAUGCAACACAAAUGCAGCCAAUGUCUUCAUUAAGGAUGCAAAUUGUUUGAGACGAGAACAUCAAUGUUUAUAUUCAUAUCCUGAAGAGAAGUCCUCCCCAGGCUACUGUUACUUAAAGGUAGGUCUUUUGGAGUUGGAGACAUAUUUAA
This is a messenger RNA of Megalobrama amblycephala (Wuchang bream), 1730 nucleotides long. RefSeq lists its product as uncharacterized. The record is from RefSeq and is a predicted model, not a curated record. Lineage: Eukaryota; Metazoa; Chordata; Actinopteri; Cypriniformes; Xenocyprididae. The transcript is spliced from 5 exons. Bases 124 to 987 code for a protein of 287 amino acids.